This is a messenger RNA of Linnemannia hyalina, 2352 nucleotides long. The record is from the annotation of a GenBank genome assembly. Lineage: Eukaryota; Fungi; Mortierellomycota; Mortierellomycetes; Mortierellales; Mortierellaceae.
AUGUCGCUCCACUCCCCGCUUGCACACCACCAGCACCAGCAACAUUCCUUCCGCCAUCCCAUGCAGCAACAACAGCAGCACCAAAACCAGAUAGGAAGGGAGGCCAACACACAGUCAUUGACUGCCUUGAAGCUGGCCGCUGCUGCCUCUUUCUUUUCUUCUGGAACUACCGCGCCAACGACGACAAUAGCAGGAGAGACGCCCACGACCCCUCCUCCUACCGCACGGUUGGCUGCAGCAUCUUCAAGUCUUUACCCAAUCUCAACAACGAUACCCAGCCCUGUCCACCACUCAAUAUCGGCCCAAAAGUCCUCCUUUGACCACCUGCCCCGCACGAUCGUGGUCAACGCGAAUGGUUCUACCCAACCCUUUGCCUUCCAACCUCCUCAUAACAAUACCAAGAACAGCCAACCUGCCACCACGGUCGCCGGAAGGUCACAUACCCAGCAUAAACACCACCAGCAUCACAGCAACAUGUCUUCAUUACCUUCCCCUCCCCUCUCCUCAGUCGAGCCACCACUCAACUCGGAUUUUUUCUUAAAGUCGCCUUUGCAGGAGCGAUGUGAGGCUCUGGAGACUGAGCUCUCGGCCCUUCGAACUCGACUCAAACGUUCCGAGCGGUCCUCGACUAUCCGCGAAAAGCGUCUUUCUAUCUUUCAACAACAAUCGACCGACUCCCACCACAGCCUUCAGUCCCUCAAGACUCAGCACGAUACCAACUUGGCCCAGUUCCAACAGGCCCAGCGCGACCUUGCCAGUGCACAGACCUCGCUGUCGACCAAGGACGCCAUGGUCCGGCAUUUGGAAGCGAUGGCUAUGGAGCAAGAGUCGCAGUUGAAGGAGGUCCUGACGGACCGGGAGGCACUCGCGACCGAGAUGAUGGAGAGUCAUAACGAGAACGCCAAGCAGCAGAAGCGCCUCAAGAACAGUACCGACAAGGUAGAGAAGCUUCAGCAGGAGAACCGGCAGUUGAUUGAGCAAUUGAGGGAACUGAGGACCAAGGUUGUUGAUGUCUCGGAUGCCAAGCUAGAUGCGAUGGAGACCAUGAGCAGAGAGAAGGCGAUUGACGGAAAGACGAUCCAGGAAUUGGAGAAGGAGACAGCCAAGUCCCGGAUAGAGAUUGAUCGGUUGCAGGAUCUGGUUAUGAACAUGGGCAAUCGACACGUUCAGGUCCAGGCACAGCUGUCAUUCUUCCAGCAGCAGGCCAUUCAGCUCCAGCAUCAACUAGAUCUUUAUUCGACAUUGGAUGGCUCAUCUAUCGCAGCAGGAGAGGGAACCGGAGGAAGUGUGGCGACGAAGCAUUCCAGUUUGGUGUUAACGGAUGGGACUUUGUCGUCUCUGCUCUCUUCGGUUGCAACGGUCGCGACGACAUCUCUGAACCGGAGGUCCAAGCCCACGCGUCGGUUCACGGUCAAUGCGCCCCGUAAGGUGGACGAUUUGACCAUGGAGCAGCGUAAGUGCCAGUUCCUGAUGGACCAGAUCGCAGUCCUGCAGCGCGGAUACGACUCGCUCCGACAGGAGAAGGUCACCCUCGAGCUCCAGAUUGAUUUGAUGCAGAGACAGCACCAGUACCACCAGCAUCAACGCCAGAAGCGCCGCGAGUCUCAGCGUCGUACCCUCGGCCAUGAACAGUCAGCGGCUCUUUCGAAAUCCCUCGCCAUCAUUGUCAACAACUCUACCUCACCUUCGCUCUCAUCUUCUGGGUCUGCAUUGUCGGCCGUCCCCUCGACCCCUCUUUUGCCAACCAUCUCUGCGGCAGAACAGGAGCGUGAGAAGGCACGGAUCCAGUAUGAGCUCGAACAAGCCCAGAUCCGAGCCCAACAACAGGCCCAGGAACAGGAACUGCAACGCCAAGCUGCCAAGGUCGCUGCUGAAGAAGCUGAGCGGGAGGCGAUCCGACUCCGUCGCGCCAAAUCGAUUCACCUCAAAGAAACCCUCGCCUCGCUGGAAUCGAGACGCGGUCGAUCUGAUUCGAGAGACAUCCAGUUCUCGCCCUCGGAGGAGCUCAAGCAUCUUGAACACCUGCGGCUCGCCAACGAUGGCCACCCUGCUACUCAGUCUCAACCACAGCAACAACAGUCGUCGAUGUCUCAGCAGAACUUCCAGAGCGCUGCUGCUGCUGCUCGGGCCAGUCGAAGGAUAGGCUCCCCCCUUUCGUUAAGGUCCUCGUCCUCAUCUCCCUCCAAGAGCCCACUCGCUAUGAGUUCUACCAGUUCUUCGCCUUCUUCAUCAUCUUUGAAGCAGUCCGCUAAUACCGCACAUUAUACCCACCAUCAUCGUGCUGCUGGUUUUGCACCGACCUACAACAUUGAGCAGUGCAGCUGUUGUAUCGGCAGCAUUAUUGAUAUCUGA